AUGGCACCUGUAGGAUGGAUUCAAAGAUUUGAUUUAGGAUCUCAGGCCUACAGAAGAGAACAACAUGUCAUAAGAGGUUUAAUGGAUCGUAAAAAGGGUCUCGUCGAGAGGGUUAUGACAAAAUUCGAGUUGAAUAAGUUGUGUAUGGAUGAGAACGAUUCAAUGUUUAACGCGGAAGUGCGAUGCAAGCAUGGAAUCUUACUGCAAAUGCAGACGUCUUGGUCAAAUCGCAAUCCCGGAAGACGAUUUUGGUCUUGUCCUCACUAUGAGGCCACAAACUGUAAUUUCUUUAGAUGGAGAGACACGGAGAGAGUUGAUGAAAGAUCUCGUUUUAUUAUUCCUAAAUUGGUGAAUAGGAUUAACGAGUUAGAAAAAAAUUAUGAGCGUGUGAAGAUGCAACUGGAACAGCUUGAUAAUUCCAACAUUGAACAGUCAAAACUAGAGAAAAUUCCUUUGGAUGAAGGUGAAAGUCUUCGAAAUCGUUAUGAAAAUCUGAACAUCAAUUCAAAGGAGAAGGUUGACAACGUAAAAGAAAUGGGUGAAUUGAAAGACAAGAAGAAGAUGAAAGGGAUGAAAAUGAAGAAAACAAAUAAAGGCUGUUGUUUUGGCAAAUUCCUUUGUUGUGUGAUGAUUUGUUUUGUUGUUGUAUUUGUUAGUUUUCUAACCCAAGUUGGUAGGUAUAAGGAUCAUAUGAAAUUGCCAUAA
Messenger RNA from Solanum pennellii, 705 nucleotides. RefSeq lists its product as uncharacterized. The record is from RefSeq and is a predicted model, not a curated record. Gene Ontology annotation, molecular function: zinc ion binding. Lineage: Eukaryota; Viridiplantae; Streptophyta; Magnoliopsida; Solanales; Solanaceae. Bases 1 to 705 code for a protein of 234 amino acids. The transcript has 2 exons.